AUGAAAAAAAGCGAAGAAAUGGAACCUGCAAAUUACACCAGGGUGACAGAAUUUGUUCUCACGGGCUUAGCCCAGACUCGGGAGGUGCAACUAGUCCUAUUUGUUAUAUUUCUAUCUUUCUAUUUGUUCAUUCUUCCAGGAAAUAUUCUUAUUAUUUGUGCUAUCAGGCUUGACCCCCAUCUGACCUCACCCAUGUAUUUCCUGUUGGCUAACUUGGCCUUCCUUGACAUUUGGUAUUCCUCCAUCACAGCCCCUAAAAUGCUUGUAGACUUCUUUGUGGAAAGGAAGAUAAUUUCCUUUGGCGGGUGCAUUGCACAACUCUUCUUCCUGCACUUUGUUGGGGCCUCAGAGAUGUUCCUGCUCACAGUAAUGGCCUUUGACCGCUAUGCUGCUAUCUGCCGCCCCCUCCACUAUGGUGCCAUCAUGAAUCGAUGCCUCUGCUGUAUUCUGGUGGCUCUGGCCUGGAUGGGGGGCUUCAUUCAUUCUAUAAUACAGGUGGCUCUCAUUGUUCAACUUCCCUUUUGUGGGCCCAAUGAGUUAGACAGUUACUUCUGUGACAUCACGCAGGUUGUUCGGAUUGCCUGUGCCAAUACCUUCCCGGAGGAGUUAGUGAUGAUCUUUAGCAGUGGUCUGAUCUCUGUGGUGUGUUUCAUUGCUCUCCUAAUGUCGUAUGCCUUCCUCCUGGCCAUGCUCAAGAAACACUCAGGCUCAAGUGAGAGUACUGGCCGGGCCAUGUCCACCUGCUAUUCUCACAUCACUAUUGUGGUGCUAAUGUUUGGGCCAUCCAUCUAUAUUUAUGCUCGCCCAUUUGACUCUUUUUCCCUCGAUAAAGUGGUGUCUGUGUUCCAUACUGUGAUAUUCCCUUUACUUAAUCCUAUCAUCUACACAUUGCGAAACAAGGAAGUAAAGACAGCCAUGAGGAAGUUGGUCAACAGAUAUAUUUUACGUAAAGAGAAGUGA
Messenger RNA from Equus quagga, 960 nucleotides. Its product is annotated as olfactory receptor 4M1. Gene Ontology annotation, cellular component: membrane. Gene Ontology annotation, molecular function: olfactory receptor activity; G protein-coupled receptor activity. Gene Ontology annotation, biological process: G protein-coupled receptor signaling pathway. The record is from RefSeq and is a predicted model, not a curated record. The transcript has a single exon. Lineage: Eukaryota; Metazoa; Chordata; Mammalia; Perissodactyla; Equidae. Bases 1 to 960 code for a protein of 319 amino acids.